CGUUUGAUUCCAACCCCCAAACAGUUCAAACAGUCGCAGGAUCUCCUGGAUGGUGGUCGCUUAGUCAUUUUUUUCGGAUUGGCCACCUUUUUUCUUUAUUCUCUAAAGUCAAAAAUUAAAUCAAGAUUUGGUAGAUUUAUUUAUAUACUCGCCCCCCUCGAGUCAAUAAGAGAAAGACAAAAAAAAACUAGUUUCUUCUGACUUCUCUGUCUGAUUCCAUUAAUUAUUUUUCGAAUUUCUCGGGAGAGAUUACGUCAAAAGGGUCGCUCGCAUUUUGUCCAGACUGGAAGCAAUAAGAAGAAGACGGACAGCGGCACCAGUGCUCCAUCUUCUUCUUCUUCUUCGUCUUUCGACCUCAAGAGGAACAAGAAGCCGAUGGGUCUGCCUUCAGGCCGGCCGACUCGACAACAAGUGAAAACCCAUUGCAUUUUCUUCCACGAGUGUUGUUGUUCCCGUUUUGUAUUUUGUUUGUACAAUCCCAUCGUCCGAUCCAAUUGUACUCACACCAAAAAGGAUGGAAUCGCGUUCGGGAUACGAAUUGGCGUUCACCUCCGCCGCUCCGACACCGUCUCGAUUGGGCAGAUACAAAACGGCGGCCAUCAGCUCGGAUGGAGCCCAGUGCUCUAAUGCCGGACGGGACGUUUUAGAGGAGGGUGGCAAUGCCGUAGAUGCCGCCAUCGCCGCCCUCUUUUGCAACGCUGUCGUUAAUCCGCAAAGCGCCGGAAUUGGCGGCGGAUUCCACAUGACAGUCUACGACCCGGUCACUCGGACGGCCCAUUGUCUGGACGCCAGGGAAGUGGCGCCCUUGGCCGCCACGGAAGACAUGUUCCAGUCCGAUCCGUCAUUAGCCAAAAAAGGUGGUUUGGCUGUUGCGGUGCCGGGAGAGCUGGCCGGAUACUGGGCCGCCCAUCAGCGAUACGGGCGAUUGCCCUGGUCUCGUUUGGUCCAGCCGGCCGUCAAAUUGGCCGAGAACGGGGCGCCCGUCAAUCGUCACCUCGCCGAAGUUCUGCGCCGCGAGGCUCAAUCGAUCCAGGACGAACCUUCGAUGCGGUUCUUUGUGGACGCAACGAGCGGCCAAGUUUUGAAAUUCGGGGACACGUUCAAAUUUCCCGCCCUGGCUGAAACGCUGAAACAAGUCGGACGGGACGGAGUGGAGGCCUUUUACAAUGGAACCCUGGGCGACAUGUUGAUAGACGACGUCCGGCUCCGCGGUGGAAUCCUGACCAAGGAAGAUCUUCGCCAAUACCGUGUCCAGUGGGUGGAGCCCGUCCAGGUGAAGUUGAAGAACAACUUGACACUUUACUCGCCUCCUCCGCCCGGAUCGGGCGUCUUGACAGCUUACAUUAUGCGCCUGUUGGACCCUGGACACCUUGAUAAUAAUAGUUCGUCGCCGGACGACGGAAUAAUGUCAUCCGACCAUCCAGUGACGCAUCACCGGAUCGCCGAGGCCUUCAAACACGCCUUCGCUCAGCGCACCAAGCUGGGAGAUCCAAGAUUCCAUCCGGAGGUCAACCAGUUGACGGAAUUGUUGAUUUCCGACGCGUUCGUCGAUGAAACUCGUUCGAAAAUCCAAGAUUCCGUCACUUUCGACGAUCCGGAAUACUACGGGGCCGUGUCCCACACUCCGGAGGAUAACGGGACGUCUCACGUGUCCGUUGUCGAUGGAAACGGAAUGGCCGUCGCCGUCACCUCGACCAUCAAUUUGCAUUUGGGCGCCGGAUUCGCUUCUCCGCAGACGGGCAUCAUCCUGAACAACGAAAUGGCCGAUUUCUCGCCGUCCAGCACGUUCAAUUUCUACGGGCUGCCGCCCAGCCCGACCAACAUGAUCCAGCCGGGCAAACGUCCGCUCUCUUCGAUGACGCCGGCCAUCGUUGUCGACUCGUCGAGCGGUCAAAUCCGCCUGGUCAUCGGAGCGGCCGGCGGCGUUCGAAUCACCACAUCCACCGUUUACGCCAUGAUUCGUAACUUGUGGUUGGGCGAGGACAUCAAGGAGGCCAUCGACAGCCCGAGGUUUCACCAUCAGCUCAUCCCCAUGACGCUCAAUUAUGAGAAGGGUUUCCCCAAGGAAAUGGUGGAGGAAUUGUCUAGGCGAGGGCACCGAACGAGCGAAGAAGACACCAGGGGCGGGGCGGUUUACGGCAUUUCCGUUGCUGGUGAAAAAGAAGAAGAUGACGACGAUGGCGGUUGCCACCUCUACGCCAACGCCGACUACCGUAAAGGUGGCGACGUAGCCGGUUUCUGAUGAUGUGCCAGCA
Molecule: messenger RNA, 2255 nt
Organism: Daphnia pulex (common water flea)
Lineage: Eukaryota; Metazoa; Arthropoda; Branchiopoda; Diplostraca; Daphniidae
Product: scoloptoxin SSD14-like
Exons: 10
Coding region: 515-2242 (575 amino acids)
Biological process (GO): glutathione catabolic process
Cellular component (GO): plasma membrane
Molecular function (GO): glutathione gamma-glutamate hydrolase
Source: RefSeq, a predicted model, not a curated record